Molecule: messenger RNA, 765 nt
Organism: Drosophila teissieri
Lineage: Eukaryota; Metazoa; Arthropoda; Insecta; Diptera; Drosophilidae
Exons: 3
Coding region: 603-764 (53 amino acids)
Source: RefSeq, a predicted model, not a curated record
GCUUCAGUUGAAGUUUGUCGCUGGCCGCGUUCAGUUGUCCGUCCGGCUAGAAGGCGGAAGACCGGGAAAUACAGACGCGAUACAGACGCCCGAUAUUUCCCCCCCCUGCCGCUCCCCUCUCGCACUCGCACUCGCAGCGCAAGAUCGCGGGAAAUCAGGAAGCUCCGAAAACUCGGAUAACCGUUUUUAUUUUUAUUCUCCCCCUUUGGUUCGUUCUCGCCUCUGUUACUCUGUUACUUCUGUUACGGCUUUUAUUGAAUUUACUCCUGUUACUUCUGCUACUUCUGUUUUUCGUGUCUUACGUUUGAAGCCCCUCGCCGAUUUCCCGAUUUCCGAGGGAAAACAUCCAGCAAUUAGUUACCACAUAUAUGUUCUGUGUUAUCAAAAACGCGAUUCUAAAGACAAACACCUUAACACUUUAAAUAAGAAAGUAGCUGUGUGCCCUCGAGCAAAUGAACCGAAAUUAAAGGAGAUUACAAACAACGCUAUCAAGCAAAUGCAGACAGUUUUAGUGCGGAGAACAAAGGCUAGCAGCUAACAACAAUCUGAGGAGCACAAGCAACCAAGUGCAGAGUGGAAGGGUCAGCAGCUCAAAUCGACAAAUGAAAACCAAAAACCAGAUCAACAUCAUCUGCUCCAACUGCCAAUGCUUUAGCCACUCGAGCCAGGGAAUCGCCAUCACCGACGAGAAGAACGUCCUGAGGAUCCAGAGCUACACCUACAAGUGCUUGAACCACAAUCCGCGACCUCGGAUACUCCGCUGAU